AAUUCAAUGCAUGUACAUUUCAAUUAUCCUCUUAUUAUUUAUGAAAUUAAGUUUAAACUUUACAUAUAUUUUCUGUAAACUUAUAGAAAAUAAAAUCAAAAUUAAUUAAUGAUGAGACAUGGAUGGGAUAGAAAGAAAAUUCAUUCGAAAAUGAAAAUAAUAAACCCCCCAAAAAAUUCAUGAAAUUGCUUUUCAUGCUGGCUGAAGCUGGUCCACUUGAUGCGUUGAAAGGCCAAUUCCUCAGGGCUUACAAGACCAUAGCAAUCACUGUAUCAGCCAUGUAUGUACUGCCACGGCUACUACGUGAAGGGCAUCAGUCACCAUUCACCAAACACUCGGUGUAGUGAGAGCAAAAGACAAAGAGAAAGGCCGGGAGUUCUUGGCCUCUGCUUGUAAAUCCACAAUUUUGUACACAUAUCAAAACCAAAAGAAACAAUCCCAUUACAACCACAAUCUCUCUGUUUCUGUUUCUUUGUGUGAAAUCCACUCUCCUCCCGAGUUGUUGCUUCGUUUCCUCUCUCCUUCGAGUCCCUAACCCAACCACUCUCUUGUGGCUCUCAAUCAUACCCAAAGAUUCAUUUCACGUUUUUUCUUUUAUUCCCUAGAUUCUUUCAUCAGUCUCUCACCCUACAAAAACCCAUUAAAAAAAAAGCUUCACCAAACACACCCCUAAGAAAUAAAAUAAAAUAAAAACUCUCUUUCUGGUCAUAUUUUGUUCUGUAUCUCUUUUUUGGUUCAUUGGUGAACUUUAUCAAACAUUUUUGGAUCUGAUUAAUGGGUUUUCUAUUGUUUUAAUCAGAUUUGAUCACUUGGGUUGGGACUUAACUCUAUCGAAUUCGAGUAUCUUUCAUUGUGUUGCGCUUCUAAGAUGGUAGACAUAGCUAAGGACCUAACAUCUGGAACUGUUGGUGGGGCAGCUCAGUUGGUAGUCGGGCACCCUUUUGAUACCAUCAAGGUUAAGCUCCAAAGCCAGCCUGCUCCACUUCCUGGGCAACCACCCAAGUAUGCUGGUGCUAUGGAUGCAGUCAAGCAAACUUUAGCUGCUGAAGGCCCAAGGGGUUUGUAUAAAGGUAUGGGGGCUCCACUGGCCACUGUGGCUGCAUUUAAUGCCGUCCUCUUUACGGUGAGAGGGCAAAUGGAGGCAUUGUUGAGAUCAGAGCCUGGUGCUCCCCUCACAGUUAGCCAGCAGGUCGUUGCUGGGGCUGGUGCUGGAGUUGCUGUUUCAUUCUUAGCUUGCCCCACUGAGUUAAUCAAAUGCAGAUUGCAAGCCCAGAGUGCAUUGGCAGAUUCCGGCUCAGCUGGUGUGACAGUGAAGUAUGGAGGGCCAAUGGAUGUUGCCAGGCAUGUUCUGAGGUCAGAAGGUGGUGUAAGGGGUCUCUUCAAGGGAUUGGUUCCCACCUUGGCACGUGAGGUUCCUGGAAAUGCUGCUAUGUUUGGUGUCUAUGAAGCGCUGAAGCAGUACAUGGCAGGAGGGACAGACACUUCUAAAUUAGGAAGAGGCUCUUUAAUUGUGGCUGGAGGCUUGGCUGGAGCUUCAUUCUGGUUCUCUGUCUACCCAACUGAUGUUGUCAAGAGCGUGAUCCAGGUAGAUGAUUACAAAAAUCCCAAAUACAUUGGCUCCAUAAAUGCCUUUAGGAGUAUCUUAGCUUCAGAGGGGAUGAAAGGCCUGUACAAAGGGUUCGGCCCUGCCAUGGCACGAAGUGUCCCUGCAAAUGCAGCAUGCUUCUUGGCAUACGAAGUGACAAGGUCUAGUUUGGGCUAAUCACUUACCUGUGCACUCUGAUUUCUCACGAAGUAUGGUUAAAAAAUUUGCCUUUGUUAUGAUAUUUCUUUUAUCAAAGCCAUUUUCUUUGUCAAUGAAUUAUGCCGGUUGAACGAAGUUUUGGAUAUAAGAUGACAGGCUCUCCAUUCUUGAAGAUUGCUGUACCUUCCAUGACUGACUGGAAGAAAACAAUAUUCUUUCAUCAAUUACCCAUAUUUACAUUUACUCCCUGCUAAAAUAAAGUACUUAUA
Messenger RNA from Durio zibethinus, 2013 nucleotides. Lineage: Eukaryota; Viridiplantae; Streptophyta; Magnoliopsida; Malvales; Malvaceae. The record is from RefSeq and is a predicted model, not a curated record.